Lytechinus variegatus (green sea urchin) is the source of this 9965-nucleotide messenger RNA. RefSeq names its product katanin-interacting protein-like. The record is from RefSeq and is a predicted model, not a curated record. The transcript is spliced from 40 exons. Bases 111 to 6008 code for a protein of 1965 amino acids. Lineage: Eukaryota; Metazoa; Echinodermata; Echinoidea; Temnopleuroida; Toxopneustidae.
GCUUGAGAUGAGGCUACGGAUUGCAUCGCUGGGGACGCUUUUCACUAAAAAAAGUACGGCGAUCAGAAUGUUCCGAAUGAAACAGCCUCUUACAUAUUUAACAAAUAAUCAUGGACAGGGGUCGGCGCAAACAGUGGCAGAAAGAAGCCGUUAGUCCACCAAAAAUAGCUGAUGCAAACCAGACCCCACGUGGAGCUUAUGAGGGACCGGACAAAUACGAUGAAUACUUGAUACAGCUGCAGUAUAAGAAUAGGUUACUGAAGCAGUUGAAAGCCAAGGAUGAAAAGCAGAUAGCCUUAGAGAGGAAAGAGCAAGGGUUUUCUUUGUAUGUCAAUGGAGCUCAUACCAACCUAGCAGGAGCCAAGCACUCCCCUCGAAAACCAACCACAAAGAAACCUAAAACUGCUGGAGAUUACCCACGAAGAGCUCUGAUUGGUCAGAUAGAUGUUCAUGACGAUCUCGACUUGGACAGAGCCAAGACAGCACCAGAGAAGGUUCAAAGAAAGAAUUGGACAAAGGCCUCUGUUGAUAUAAAGACAGAUCAAGGAGAGAGAUUAAAACUAAAAUCCAGACUUGCCCAAGCCACCGAGUAUUCUGAAGACUUUGAGGUUUACGAGAGUAUUGCUUCACAAGCCGACCACGAAGGUGAUGAGGAUGAUGGAGAGAAUGAAGAAAGGAAGAAUGAAGAGGAAGAAGAAGAGGAGAAAAGAGAUAGAAAUGAUGAGGAUGAAGAGGAUUAUUCACAGCUGACAAAGCAAAUGACUGUAAUCUUAGAAGGUGCAUCAGAUGGUGACAGUGAUCUUGAAAUUGAUGCUAGCCAGUAUACCAAAGAAGCAUCCUCCCAUCAGACAAGGAGAAAGAAAGGUGGAAAAACUGAAGAGGAAGAGGAGGAUGAAGAGGAUGAUGAUAUCGUAAACCAACAACUGCUCCUCAGCAUUGAAGAUGUAAAGACACUUAGGAGAAGUUUGGAGGCAAAUCCUCACAUAAGGAGAAGCAUUUGCAGAAAGGGCACCGAUUCUGAUGAAGAAUCAAGCUCCGAAGAUGAUAUUGAAGAAGAAGAUGAGGAUGAGAUUGAGGAAGAACUUGAUGUUGCUGAUGACAGCCUAGAUGCUGGGAGGAGAGAUAGUGGGGAGAAGAUGAAGAUCGAGCCUGGUGAUAUGAUAGUACUUGAUUUCGCAUCACACAUGAAACCUAAAUCCAGGGAACUUGUAACUGCAAAGAGGAAAGAAAAUGCUGAUGAUGUCUAUUUCCCUCCAAGAUCAAGUCAAGAUGAUCUUAAAAAACAAGGAACUCCAAAACAUAGGGAUAUUGUUAUGGAUUCAGGUCCUGUUGUGAGAAAAUCCACUCCCUUACAAACUCAGAAGAAGAAGGAUGAAGAGACUCACAAGUGGGCCAGCACUCCAAAGGAUGACGUCUCGGCCAUCCAGAAAGCUAUGGCAGCAGAGAACAGGGUUGCUACGGCAACACGAACGCAGAGUGGUGCCAGGACUGCUCCUAAGGAAGAGACCAAGCCAUUAUCUCCAUCACCCGAUGAUAUGCCCAAAAGACCGGUGACUGUUAUUCUACAUCGCGGCGACGAGAACAAACCCGAGACCGAUGACGGCAAUGAAACGGAAGAGAUUGCUGAACUGUCCAGUGCUUCGAUUGAAUCCUCGAGCCAUGACCCGUUGCUUAAUUCUCAGAACCUGGAUGACCUCAAGCUAGCUAUGGCCCUGGAGAAAGUCAAAGACAUGGAUGCGAAGUCACAGAGGAGACUUCUGAAGGUUCUUGGAAGACUAGAGGAUUCAACAAGCCCAAGAUCAUCCAGGAACACACCUCGUCACCACCCUUUAGGAAAUUUGUCUACAGAGGGCGCUUCUGAGAGUGAUAUCUUCAAGGGACCCAAGCUAGCUCCUCGCUCAAAGAGUGCAUCAAGUUCAAAGUCAAGUUCACUUGAAGCAUCAUCCCCUGUCCUUGAGGUUGUCAUUGAGAUCAACUCUAAUUGGGGUCAUCCUUCAAGGGUAGGGGUCACAGAGGUACAGUUCUUUGACCUCCAAGGUCAAAGGUUAACACUGCAGCCAUCGAGCAUUGAAGCUAGGAAUGCAGAGGAAAGCAAAGGAGAGCUUGCUAAUAUUAUCAAUGCCAAAAUGAAGACUACAAAAGAAAGGAACAUGUGGAGCUGUGAAUAUGAGAAGGGGUCACCAAUCUUACUUCUGUUCAGAAUCCCAUCCUCUCCCGCCGGCAGUGGGAUCUCUAAGAUGAAGAUAUGGAACUUCAACAAGACUCUGAAGGAUUUAAACAUCGGUGUCAAAGAAGCCAGAGUACUCCUUGGAGAUAAGGUAAUAUGGGAAGGAACGGUAGACAAAGGCUGCGGGAAUCAAGUCUUUGAUUACAGUACAACCAUUAUGAUUCCUAUGGAAUGUGCAAAGGAGAAUGCAAGUAACAGUAUUCCACCUGAUGCAGUAAAUAAGGAGAAACAAACUGCUAUUUUGAAUCCAGACACACAAAGAACUGAGCUCUCAGAACAAAGGAAAAAUGUGGAGCAGAGGUUGCAUGGUGCUGGAGACAAGGGCUUGCAGAGCAAUCACCCUCAGGGGAAAUCUGUGGAAGGGAGGUUGUCCAAUCCAAAUAAAAGCAACUCAAACAGUAAUGGGAAUGAGGAUCGGGAUGAUGACGGGAGCGGAGAGCUGCGGAGGAGCAUAGCGUUUGAGAUAGAUCUGGAUCUGUUCCCGUCCAAACCAGACCAAGAUCCAAAGGUGGACCAGACCAAGCGCAAGGACUUGACUCAGAAGCCCAUUGAAAAGAACAAGACUAAAGGUCAAACCCCUGCUAAACCUAAACCAAGUGCCACUCACCCUCCCAUAUCACUCUCUACUCCAUCUUCAGCCCAGAAAGGUCAGGUCCCAAAGAUCAGUGUAGACCCCAAACAUACUGCUACAUCUUCUGCGUCUCUAGAAGCCUCGGUCAAGGACUCCAUAGGGUCGAGCCAGGACCUUGGAUUGAGACCUGGUGUCUCAGAGAGCUUUAGUCCAGAAGACCCGAGACAGACUAUUAGAUGUGAGACCAGGGUGCUCAUGAGGUCAACGGACGCUACCCUUGAUCUGCCAGUGGUUGAUGACUCCAUUCAUAUCUAUGCUACACCAAGGUCCUCUCUGGAUGCAAGCAGGGAGAAAACUCCCAUUGCUGAUGAUGAUGUGACUCCAAGAGCCGUUCCAGUGGGAUUAGAAUCCUCACCAAACAAGACAAUCGCUGCCAGUGAGCAGGACACAAGCUUUGAUAAGGAAGAAUCUUCUAUGCUUGAUCAGCUCAAAGAAUUAACAGGCGAACAAGCAAAGAGCGAACGUCCUCACACUGAUAAGCCUUCAUGGCUGAAAGGGGAUGCAAAGAAAAAACGGGUAUCCAAGCCUAAGCAGCAGAAACCACCGUGGCUGAAUAUAUUAGAUGAUGAAGUCAAUAAGAGUGACAGCAGUAUCCCAGAGGAGGAAGAAGCCGACCCUCUUGACACCGGUAACCCAUGGCCCGGGAUGCUUAGACGGAACUCUGCAGAUAGGAGACCAUCCAAUGAGAUCCUGGACUAUGAUGAGACUAGCAUGGAACCAGCAGGGAGGAGGAGCAGGAACCAGGUCCAGAGCCAAUCCAAGAUAGCAGCAAUGGCUGAUGAUAUGGAGGAACUGCGAUGGCGACAGAAGGCCGCAGAGGGUGGCAUUAGUGACGAGGAUCACCUCUCGCCCCCUGCUAGAUUUGAAAAGCGCCCUCAUCAGUCCAGAAGCCACCAGGAGCGUAGUCUUGAGGAAUCCUGGACAUCUCUAUCUCUCUUUGAUAAAUCUCAGAAGGGGAGACUGGCAUCAAAUGUUAACCUGGAUGUAGAAGGUGAUGUUCUUGAUACUAUCUUAUCAGGAAGAAGAUCCAAGACUCAGGAAGAUGCUGAUAAUGAUGAUAGCAGCGAUGAGUUUGAGAUCCCCAUACUACCCUUCGGUCACUGCAUGACGAUAAACGUCAAGACGACCUGGGGUGACCGUCACUACAUAGGUCUCAAUGGAAUAGAGAUCUUUCAAAGCAAUGGGGAACAUGUUCAAGUCGCUAAGAUUACUGCAGAGCCCUGUGAUCUCAAUAUGUUACCGGAACACACCAACGACCCAAGAGUGGUGUCAAAUCUUAUUGAUGGUGUGAACUGCACCAGGGAUGAUAUACACAUGUGGCUUGCCCCUUUCACACCAGGCAGAAUGCAUCUCAUCACCAUGAUCUUUGCCCAUCCUGUCAAGGUCGCCAUGAUCAGGAUUUGGAAUUACAACAAGUCAAGAAUUCAUUCUUUCAGAGGAGCUAAGGAUAUAGAGAUCUCAUUGGAUGACAAACACAUCUUCAAAGGAGAAAUUGCAAGGGCUUCUGGAGCACUACAGGGAGACCCAAGCUCAUUUGGCGAUACCAUCUUAUUCACUGAAGAUGAAGAGAUCUUGGAACUGAUUUCUAAGAACGAUGAGGUGUACGUCGCAGCUGAGGAUUGGUUUAGUUCCAGCAUGGAUGAAGACGCAGCCCCGCCCACUAGACCACGCACAGCUGAUAUGAGUGACGAGCGACCAAUGACCACUGCCCGACAGAAUCGAGCUCGUCCUUCAAAGUCAGAAUCAAUAGUAGAGACCGGUCAAGCCAGAGGAAAUUCACCCCCUCCCAGGUCACAUGAUACCAGUAGUGACAGCACCCUCUACGCCAGAGCCAAUCCUGCAACAACAUCCUCCUGGAUAACGCAACCACAAAAUACUGUGUUCAGAGGCAGACAUAUGAAGCUGAAUUUCACAUUGACCUGGGGUGAUAUCUACUACCUCGGCCUGACCGGUCUUGAGAUCAUGGACAUAGAGGGCGACGCAAUCCCAAUAACGAUGGAUAUGAUUGAUGCUUGCCCGAGGGAUCUGAAUGAAUUACCAGAUUAUGGAACAGAUGAUAGAACUUUGGAUAAACUCCUGGAUGGGACGAAUGUAACCUCUUCAGACGAGCACAUGUGGAUGAUUCCAUUUACUGAGGGGGCGGAACAUCUAGUAACCAUCGACUUUGGGAGGGAGGUUCAAAUGACAGGGCUUAGGAUAUGGAACUAUAACAAAUCACCAGAAGACACCUACAGAGGGGCAAAGAUCGUCCAUGUCUGGAUAGAUGGGCAGGAGGUCUCACCCAGUCAGGGUUAUCUAAUCCGCAAGGGCCCUGGAAAGUGUUACUUUGAUUUUGCUCAAGACAUCAGCUUCGUCAGCCGGACAAACUGGCAGGCCUCCGUUGGACGACAGCAGAGGGUGGUUCCGGAUUCUCUCAGGCAAAGCCAAGUUGCUUUAGAGGUCCCCAGCCAGGAGUAUAUUCCUAUGCAUAUGCCAUGUGGAUUUGUAUUCCAGUUACAGCUCUUAUCAACCUACGGGGAUCUCUACUAUGUGGGACUGAACGGUUUAGAGUUCUAUGAUGCACAGGGAGAGAAGAUGGAACUCACUGAAUCAAACAUUGCUGCUUACCCUCCCAGUAUAAAUGUAUUAGAGGGUGUGUCAGACGAUACAAGGACCCCUGAGAAGCUUAUUGAUGGGGUCAAUGAUACAAUGGACGGAGGUCAUAUCUGGCUUGCCCCUAUUCUACCGUCUGUUAUCAACCGAGUAUAUGUGAUAUUUGAUGAGCCUGCUACUGUGUCUAUGAUCAAACUAUGGAAUUAUAGCAAGACCCCCGCAAGAGGGGUCAAAGAUUUUGGGUUGUUGGUAGAUGACCUUCUUGUAUACCAAGGUAUCUUAGGUCAGGUGACCUCAGCAGCGAGAGGUAUCUUACCCAGUAUGGAUGUACCUAUCCCAUACCACACCAUUCUAUUCGCUGACAAUGCAGAGCUCAGGAGAAGGGAACGACACACCAUUCUCCAAAACCAGCAGCAGGAGCAAGAUGUUCAGAUGACCGAUGAUCAUCAGGUGGUAGCUCACUUCAAAAAUCCUAAGAAAUCCUCAAACAAAACAGUGGAUCAAGCUCUAAGACCGAAGACCAGUGUCAUUACUCAGAGCUCGACGAGGAGAAGAUGAUGAAGCGUUCACAUUGAUUGCAGAAGAGCAGCUUGGAGCUUUCAGAACUGGAUGUGUGAUAAGUUUCUUCUCCAGAUGCUACCAUCACAUGUGCAAUUACCUUACACUAGGGCCCCUAUCUCUCAAAGAGUUGCGAUUGAUCCGAUCAACUACAACUAUGGACAGCCAGCCAUGUCAACAUCUAAAAUGCAACUUUGUUCAAAAUAUUUUCUAGAUAUGUUGUAUAUUCAUACAUUCAGAAUUCUCUUGAAGAUUCAGUGUGAUUUUCCUUGUUUACCAAGGAGAUGUGCAAAUUUCCUGUAGAAAAGAAAAUUAUGGUAUGGAUGGAUUUCCACUGAGUUGAGAUUGGUUAGUUUAAUGGUAGCUCUUUGUAAGACGGCCCUGACGUCGGGGUAGCAUUUCAUGCAGUUUGUCAGCACUGAUGAGGUUCCAUUCGUUGACAAUUACAACAGUCAAAGACUGAAGCACUGACAAGCUGUUGUUGUUUGACAGUUGCCAUAGUUACAGUCAUUGAAGAAUUUUAUUUUAGAAUAUUUUAUGAAAUAGGGCCAAUGUGCACUGAGAUAAGGAACAAACAGGUGGCUGUACAUGUAGGUGUGUUAAUAUGUCUUUGUCAGAUAUAAAGUGUUAGUUUUUGUUUCAACAAUUAUGGAGCACAUGAUGACAAUUUGGUGUUUACAGGGUGUUAGUGUAAGGCUGAUUGUUAUGUCAGUCACAGAACCAAACAUGACUAGAAGUCUGUGUUAUGCAUGGUGUUAACAUAGUGUUAGUGUAGGGCUGAUUAUAACAUCAGUCACAGCACCAAACAUUACAAGAAGUCUGUGUUAUGCAUGGUGUUUACAGAGUGUUAGUGUAAGGCUGAUCAUUAUGUCAGUAACAGCACCAAACAUGACUAGAAGCCUGUGUUCUACAUGGUGUUUACAUCGUGUUAGUGUAAUGCUGAUUAUAACAUCAGUCACAGUACCAAACAUGACAAGAAGUUCAGUGUUAUGCAUGGUGUUCAGAGUGUUUGUGUAAGGCUUUUCAUGUCAGUCACUGCACCAAACAUUAGAAGAAGCCAGUGUUAUGCAUGGUGUUUACAGAGUGUUAGUGUAAUGCUGAUUAUAACAUCAAUCACAGCACCAAACAUGACAAGAAGUCAGUGUUAUGCAUGGUGUUCAGAGUGUUAGUGUAAGGCUGAUAAAAUCAGUCACAGCACAAACAUUAUAAGAAGCCAGUGUUAUGCAUAGUGUUUACAGAGUGUUAGUGUAAGGCUGAUUUUCAUGUCCAUCACAGCACCAAAUAUUAUAAGAAGUCAGUGUUUAAGCAUAGUAAGAAUCCUAAUUCAUGCUCUCAACACCAACACCUUCAUCAAACGUAGAAUUGCCCACUAUGUAAGUUGUACCAUUUGUCUGAUAUCAAAGUAGAUAGAAUGGAAUGAUUAUACACGUAACCAAAAAUGAUGACUGGAUGAAAUACUGCGAUAUUCACAAAAGGCUAUAUCAUGUAUUUGUAAAUAUGACACAAUUUGAAUAUUGAUUCAUUUCAAUAGCCACAAAUAGAUCAAUUCAAUUGUUUUUAAUUGUGAUAUACAUUAAUUGAAAUUGUGCUAAUCAUUAGUAAAUAGAUGUACAUAAGAUUACUAUUUAUUAUUUGAGUGAAUGUUAUGAAUAGUGCCGUCCUCUUUUAUAUAUAUUUAGAAAUUAAUGAUCUACAUGUAAGUGUAUGUUUCGUGCUGUCGUGUGCAAGGUUAUGUAUUCAAGUUAUGUAUUCUGAAAGAACUGUAAAUGAGUAACAUAAAAUACAGAGAUGCAUUCAGUCUGGGACCAUUCACUAGCAUUUUGUCUCAGAAAAGACAAAACGGUAUUCAAACUUGAAAGGAUUUCUAUUUGAAUAUAUUAUUCUAAAUUUGAAAUUUACUCUAUAUGAACUAGCUUCUCAUCAGCACUUUCAAUGCCAGCAUGACUAAAAUCAAUAAUACAGGCACCAAGUACAUGUACUUGAAUUCAAUUGUUAGCAAGUUUGCAAAUUGAAUAUGGCUUUUAAAGUUAUUGUUAUGAUGAACCAAUAAAAACGGGGGAAAAAUAAAAGUUGAAUUGAUACCUCAACUACGUGAUUUCUUUGUCAUUGGACAUUGUCACUUUGAAAAGCCAUUUUGUUUGCUAUUUGAUGAAUACAGGACUGAAAACUUGUGACACAUCAGUUUCCUUUUACUUCAUCCAUUUUACCAAAACUGGCAAGAAGCUACGUCUUUUUAUAUAUGUUUUCAUCCACAACAAUUCAUUCAGUUACAUGUGAGGUCAUUGCUACAAGUGAGGUAUCAAUGAAAAGUGACAAUUUCCUCUUUCAUAUUCAGGUUAAUUGACAUAAUAAAGUGUCAUCAGGUAUGAUUAUUGAUAUUGCAUUUUAUUCCCUUUAAUUUGAUAUUUAUACAAUGUAAAAUCUGAACUAUUAAUCAGACAAAAUCAGGACAUAGUUCUCAAAUCAUCUUGGAAAAUCAUCUUUGUGAAAUUGCCCUUUUUUCACAAUAUCAAGAAAAACAGAGUAGGUGGGUCAAAAUUAACACUGGUUGAACUUGUUUAAGAUUUUUGUGCCGUGUUGUCUUUUUGUAAUGAUAUUCAAUUGCAGACAUCACUUUUGGUCACACAUAACUGUACAUAACACUAAGUAGGCCUAUAUGAAGAACAAACAAUAAAUGUAUAUGAUUCCGUCUCUGUUAUCAUCAUUCAGACAUAGUAGGACAAGUUGUUUAUCAGUCAACAUGAAUGACACACUUCAAGCCUGAGAAUUAUUGUCUAGAGUUAUGCAAUUAGGUCAUGAUAUAUAUUCAAAGUUUUGGGUAGGUGUUUAAAGGUAAUAGCGUGAUACAUGCUACUUAAAAUAGAAUGUUAAGAGAUUGAAAAGAAUUUUUUAAAUAUAUUAUUACACAUAUCACUUAACCCUAAUUUAACUGGGUUGACAUGCGCUUACAAAAUGUUUACAUAUUUUCGGUACUGCAUACCCGGGCAUCGCAAAUUUGGUUUUAAGAGAUGUGCAAGAUUUGAAAAUUAAUAGUCAGUGAGCAGCGCAGUCAAAAAAAUUUCGCCCGAUGGCGUAGCGAUGAAAUUUGUCGAGGGGGGGUCAAAUUGACCCAUUCCAGUUAAGUAUAAAGGGUUAUGAAUGUACUCAUUGCAGAAUUCUAUUGGUUGCAGAUUAUUUUGUUGCCUUACAAAAUAAAAUCUUUUACCUCACGUAUUUUUUCACCUCUUGCCUCUGUACUCAAAACAUAGAGCGUUGUUUGCUGGGCCUCGUCCUACCAUAUCUGAAUGGGUCUUUCAUUGUCUUUCACUAUUAGAUAGAGUGCCUUGGUCAAAACACCAUUUCGUGACUUCUUUUGUACUGUGUUUGGUUACAAGUGAAUUAUUGUCACACUGAUCUUUGAUAUAUUUGUUUUAUUUGCUGGGAAAUGUUGAUAUGCUACAUGUCUUCAGAGUAGAAAUGUAUUUUAUUCAGAAGUACUUCACCAUGCACAGUACUGAAGCCAAUGCAGACAAAGGUGAAAGUAAGCCGUAGUUCAGGAUACGGACAUGAGAUUAAAUGUAAUGUACUUGUGACAAUGCAGUAUAUUGUUUUUGUCUAAUAGCCGAGAUUGUAAAAGAUUGUGUUAUAGUAGUUGAUAGGUUUGUGAUUGCAUUUCUGGGGAAUGAAGAUCUAAUCCAUGGAUCCGAGAGGUGAUCUGUAAUUGUACACCGAUACUGGACUAGCUCCUUUUACGUAAUAUGCGUCAUACUGCUUGGGUGUAUAUUUUUUGUGGGGGGGGGGUUAGACUACAGAGGGUAAAGAUCUUUUUUACUUAAUAUAACAAGUUGCUUUAGCUUCUCAGUAUGAGGACUUAGCAUACUGAAGUUGUACCAUAUUGUUAUUGUACAAAGCUAAAAAUGAACUCUUUUCUCUAAUAUAGAAAAUUACAAGCUUAUCCAGAAAAGGAAUAUUCUUUAA